Messenger RNA from Alnus glutinosa, 1057 nucleotides. RefSeq names its product transcription factor MYB14-like. Lineage: Eukaryota; Viridiplantae; Streptophyta; Magnoliopsida; Fagales; Betulaceae. The transcript is spliced from 3 exons. The coding region runs from base 264 to 926 and encodes 220 amino acids. The record is from RefSeq and is a predicted model, not a curated record.
UCCAGUGCCCAUGUCUGAGACUAGUGAUCACUGAUCAUCAUCAGAUAUCAUAUCCACCACAAACAAAAAGUUGUCGGUAAGAAAGAAAAGGGAUUUUACUUUUUGAAAAACCAUGCAGCUCGUGGUUGGAAUAACUAAUAAGAGGCCACUUGUGGUGACCUAAUUGGAAGAUAUAGCAUGAUCAGCUGAAGAGAGAGAGCGCGCGAUCGAGUCUUCUUCCAUAAAACAAAAGAAAGAAGAAGAAAAAGAGAGAUUAAGAAAGGAUGGUGAGGGCUCCUUGUUGUGAGAAGAUGGGACUAAAGAAAGGAUCAUGGACUCCUGAAGAAGAUCAGAUACUGAUUUCUUACAUCCACCGAUAUGGACAUGAAAAUUGGCGGGCGCUUCCUAAACAUGCAGGUUUACUAAGGUGUGGAAAGAGUUGCAGGCUUCGUUGGACGAAUUACUUGCGGCCCGACAUAAAACGAGGAAACUUCAGCGGGGAGGAAGAAGAGACCAUUACGAAGUUACAUCGAGUUCUUGGAAACAGAUGGUCCGCCAUUGCAGCAAGAUUACCAGGACGAACCGACAACGAAAUAAAGAACUUCUGGAACAGCCACUUGAAGAAGAAACUCAAACAAAACCCGAGUACCACACCAGCCACCAUAAAACAGUCUGUUAAUGGAACACCUUGUCCACUAAAAACGGACAUCCAAAAUUAUGGUUAUGGAGAAAUUUUUUCCCAGCAGCGUCAGAAAUUGUCGGCAAAUGAUUACAGUUUCUUGUCAAGAAAUAUUUCUGCAACAAGGAAGAAUGAACUUCUUGUAGAUCAUCAAGGAUUUCCCUCUCAAAGCACGAAGAUCAGUGAUGAAAUGGGUUUUUGGUACAACCUCUUCAUAGAAGCCGGGAAGUCCUCGCAACCUCCUUUAAACUUAGGGCAGUUUGGGUAGCCUUUUCUUAUAUAUCUCUUAAUAAUUUGCUUCCUUUUUCAUUUUGUUCUUCAUGAAAAGAGUGAUUUCUUGAUGUCCAAGUCUGACAGUUAGAAUGCAAUACUGGUUGAAUUAAUUGUCUAUUUUUCAAA